Molecule: messenger RNA, 2531 nt
Organism: Sphaeramia orbicularis (orbiculate cardinalfish)
Lineage: Eukaryota; Metazoa; Chordata; Actinopteri; Kurtiformes; Apogonidae
Product: cyclin-dependent kinase 16-like
Exons: 17
Coding region: 215-1795 (526 amino acids)
Biological process (GO): protein phosphorylation; neuron projection development; exocytosis
Cellular component (GO): synaptic vesicle; cytoplasm; nucleus
Molecular function (GO): ATP binding; cyclin-dependent protein serine/threonine kinase activity
Source: RefSeq, a predicted model, not a curated record
CGGUGAGGAUCUCCGUCAGGACGCACCGGAGGAGCGGAGCCGCGCGGAGCAGCAACAUGGCUGCAGAUUACUGGGAGCCAGACAGAUCCCACACACGGUCAGACUGAACCGAGCCAAACACGACCCGGGACGGACCGGGACAAACCCUCCCGGUGUGCUGUCCAGCCUGGCUGCUCCGCCCCCCUCAGCAUCACGGCCUCCCCUGCCCCCCCUCAUGGAGAGGAUGAGGAAGAUCAAACGGCAGCUGUCACUCACACUGGGGAGGGGAGGGGCCGGGGGAGGGGACAGAACACUCAGCGAGACCAUCAGCCAGGAAGUGACAUCACACAGUGACUCAGAGGUGGGCUCUAUGCGGGGGUCAUCAGGUGGAGGUGUAAAGGUCAGAGGAGGAGCAGUGAAGACUGGAGCCUCCUCCUCCUCUGUUCAGGCCCUCCUGCAGUCGUACAGCAGCUCCCUGAGGAGGCCCCGAGGGCUGGGCCGCAGCCUGAGCUCCUACCUGAACCACACCACCAGACUGGAGAUCGUCCAUGAGGAUGUGAAGAUGAGCUCAGAUGGAGAAAGUGAUCCUGCUUCUUCAUCAGACGAUGUUCAGAGUCCAGUCAGAGUCCGACUGAGGAACAAGAAGAUUUCUACUGAGGACAUUAAUAAACGCCUGUCGCUGCCCGCUGACAUCCGUCUUCCUGACGGUUACCUGGAGAAGUUUAAUAUGAUUGGUCCAGCUCUGUUCGACCAGCCAAUCAGCAGGCGGCUGCGCAGAGUGUCUCUGUCAGAGAUCGGCUUUGGAAAACUGGAGACAUACAUCAAACUGGACAAACUGGGAGAGGGGACCUAUGCUACAGUGUAUAAAGGUCGCAGUAAACUGACCGAUAACCUUGUGGCUUUGAAGGAAAUCCGUCUGGAACACGAGGAAGGAGCUCCAUGUACUGCAAUCAGAGAAGUGUCUCUGCUGAAGGACCUGAAACACGCCAACAUCGUCACGCUCCAUGACAUCAUCCACACGCAGAAAUCCCUCACACUGGUGUUCGAGUAUCUGGACAAAGAUCUGAAGCAAUAUCUGGACGACUGUGGAAACACCAUCCACGUUCACAACGUCAAACUCUUCCUUUUUCAGUUGCUGCGUGGUUUGUCGUACUGCCAUCGCAGAAAGGUUCUGCACCGAGACCUAAAACCCCAAAACCUGCUGAUCAACGAGCGUGGAGAACUCAAACUGGCAGACUUCGGUCUGGCUCGAGCCAAGUCAAUCCCCACGAAAACGUACUCCAACGAGGUGGUGACGCUGUGGUACCGACCUCCGGACAUCCUGCUGGGCAGCACCGACUACUCCACCCACAUAGACAUGUGGGGUGUGGGCUGUAUUUUCUAUGAGAUGGCCACAGGUCGUCCUCUGUUUCCUGGUUCCACGGUGGAGGAGGAGCUUCACUUCAUCUUCAAACUGCUGGGUACGCCCACAGAGCAGAGCUGGCCUGGGAUCAGCACUAAUGAGGAGUUUGUGGCCUACAACUAUCCUCAGUACAGAGCUGAGAGACUGGGCAACCACACCCCGAGACUCAGCACUGAAGGAGUGGAGCUGCUGUCAAAGUUCCUGCAGUUUGAGGGGAAGAAGCGGAUCUCAGCCGACGCCUCCAUGAACCAUCCCUACUUCAGUAUCCUUGGAAACAAAGUGCUGACGCUUCCUGACACGACUUCGAUUUUCAGUUUGCCAGAAAUUCAGCUGGAAAAAGAAACAAUACGACCGCCAGCAGCGCCGCCGGAUCCAGUCAACAGUCCGUCCAGGAGGCGGAGCAUGCUCUUCUGAAGUCAUGGAGGCGGGGCUUCCCGAGGAGAGGACAAACAAAGGAGAGGAGGAGUCAAAAACAGCGACAUUUUUGGUUUUUUUGUCAAGAAAAUGUGUUUUCUUUUUACAACAAAAAGGGCGUUCGUCUGUUUGGGUCUCGCUGAACCUUUGGAUGCAAUAAUGAAUCAGCAGCCAUCUGACCAAUGGGAGAACAGCGUGUCGUUACUAUCGGCAACGGACGUUUCCAGUGAACUUGACGUCAGCGUGUGAACGACGGACAGAUGAAUGAAUGAGUGAAUGAGUGACGAGGGCAGAUGUCUUCCAUUUUCACCAAUGCAACGAUCGAGUUUUGGGGUUUUUUUAGAGACCGAGUCCUGGAAAACUGGAAUCCUGCCAGCUUUGUUGUCAUGGAAACGCCCGGACACGGUCGCAUCGCCCGGCCACUACCAACACAGAGCGAGCAGCGAGAGCCGUAACGCAGAAGAACUCCUCAGUUUUUAGAUACUGACGGUGAAGUUUCCACUCAGAUGAAAAGGACGAGGUUCUAAAGCCGGAACCGUGGACAGGAAGUGGACGCCGCCGCCGCCGCCGGCUGUGAGCGUCUGUUACAGAUCAGUGUUGAUGGGAAACAGGAGAAGCCAUGUUUGUCCAACCUUCGACUGUUUAUUCUGAACCAGUGAGUCUGGUUUCUGCUGUUCUGCAUGUCUGUGUUGUACAGUAACACUGGCUUCAUGUCGUUAACCUCAUUUUAUAAUGA